CACCCGCCUGCACCCUUCCCGGGGCGCCCCUGGCGAGGGGUCUGUGUCCGCGCACGGCUAAAGCCCGUCCCCAGCGCUCGGGGUUGUGCUAGCCCCGCACACAAGAUGGCUCCGGUGGCCGGGGCAAACCCCGGUAGGGCCGGGAGGGUGGCGGUGGCGGCUCCCUGCCAUUGCCUCGCACCCCUUCGGUUCCCCCAGCUUCGCCUGGCUCUUGGGUGUUUUGAGCCUGGCGCGAAGCGGGACCGCGCCAAGGGGCAGCCGGGUUUUUCACCCCAGCCUCCGGUUUCUCUCCAUGAAGAGGCACCCGUCGGGGAGGCAGCCCGCAGACCGGUUACCGGCGACCCCUGUCCCAGACAGCCGGGCCACGACAACCCGAGCACUGCCUGCCAGGGUACUGAGCACGUCUGCUACCUCCGCCUGUGCGUUUAAGAACGAUUGUUUCGGGAGUGAAACGCUGAAUUUAAUUUAUUCGACAGUUUUUGGAUCACGGGGACUCCCCGGCGCAGGGGACCGAGGCGCCCUAAAGCGUGGCCACAGGCGGCGGGGUAGUCAAACCCGGUCGCUGUCUCAUGGUAAGCGACCCGGGACUCCCGUCAGCGCGGCCCCGAGACAGUAACGGAGCGGCCGGGGCUCACGGAGGCGGCCGCCCACCCCCUAUGCGAGAACGUGAGGCAGCCGAUUUUUACCUGGGACUUCGGACUCUUCUGCUUCUGUUUUCAUGGCGCACAUCACGAUAAAUCAGUAUUUGCAGCAAGUGCAAGAAGCCAUUGACAGCAGGGAUGGACAGUUUUGUGCAGAACUGGUGUCAUUUAAGCAUCCACAUGUUGCAAACCCAAGGCUACAGCUUCCAUCCCCAGAGGAGAAGUGUCAGCAAGUUUUGGAACCACCAUAUGAUGAAAUGUUUGCAGCCCACUUAAGGUGUACUUAUGCUGUUGGAAACCAUGACUUUAUAGAAGCAUACAAGUGCCAAACAGUUAUUGUCCAAUCUUUCCUGCGAGCAUUUCAGGCACAUAAAGAGGAAAACUGGGCUUUACCUAUUAUGUAUGCUGUAGCUCUUGAUCUUCGAAUUUUUGCUAACAGUGCAGAUCAACAGCUGGUGAAGAAAGGGAAAAGCAAAGCUGGUGACAUGUUGGAAAAAGCAGCAGAACUGCUGAUGAGCUGUUUUCGAGUCUGUGCCAGUGACACUCGAGCAGGAAUUGAAGAUUCAAAAAAAUGGGGCAUGUUGUUUCUGGUGAAUCAGCUAUUUAAAAUCUAUUUUAAGAUCAACAAACUCCAUCUCUGUAAGCCUUUAAUUAGAGCAAUUGACAGCUCAAACCUGAAGGAUGAAUAUAGUAUGGCACAGAGGGUUACAUACAGAUACUAUGUUGGACGAAAAGCCAUGUUUGACAGUGACUUCAAGCAAGCUGAAGAAUAUCUUUCAUUUGCCUUUGAGCACUGUCACCGCUCAAGCCAGAAGAACAAAAGAAUGAUUUUGAUCUACUUGCUGCCAGUAAAAAUGUUGUUGGGCCACAUGCCAACAAUUCAGCUCCUAAAAAAGUAUGAUCUUAUGCAGUUUGCUGAAGUAACAAAGUCUGUAAGUGAAGGGAAUCUUCUCCUACUGAACGAUGCUCUGACAAAGCAUGAGACCUUCUUUAUUCGGUGUGGAAUCUUUCUUAUCCUUGAGAAGCUGAAAAUCAUCACGUACAGAAAUCUCUUUAAGAAAGUAUAUUUACUACUCAAAACACACCAGCUAUCUCUGGACGCAUUUCUGCAUGCCCUGAAAUUCAUGCAAGUAGAUGAUGUUGAUAUUGAUGAAGUUCAGUGCAUUUUAGCUAACCUCAUAUACAUGGGUCACAUUAAAGGCUAUAUAUCUCAUCAGCAUCAAAAGCUUGUUGUCAGCAAGCAGAACCCAUUUCCUCCAUUGUCAACAGUGUGUUGAAUAUUGCAUCUUAUCCAUGCAAAUACUCUCAGGAUCCUGAGCUUGCCCAUUGGAUCUGCUCCUAAUCACUCUGAGAACAUUGUAAAUAACCUCGUUGAUGUCCAGGACUGGAAUACCAGGAACUGUUUGUGGCUCCUUUCCCAGAAUGACCAAAGCUGCCAGUGUUACAAAGUGCAUUGGGAUGAAAUGCCAACUUUUCAGUGAUAGUUUCAGCAGGCUUUCUAGAUCACUCAAAGUAUUUCGUGAGGAAAUACAGCAAAGCAUUCCAAA
Messenger RNA from Calypte anna (Anna's hummingbird), 2188 nucleotides. It is a transcript of the gene PCID2, whose product is annotated as PCI domain containing 2. NCBI's taxonomy places the organism in Eukaryota, Metazoa, Chordata, Aves, Apodiformes, Trochilidae. The coding region runs from base 719 to 1918 and encodes 399 amino acids. Gene Ontology annotation, cellular component: transcription export complex 2. Gene Ontology annotation, molecular function: RNA binding; double-stranded DNA binding. The transcript is spliced from 15 exons. The record is from RefSeq and is a predicted model, not a curated record. Gene Ontology annotation, biological process: transcription elongation by RNA polymerase II; poly(A)+ mRNA export from nucleus; post-transcriptional tethering of RNA polymerase II gene DNA at nuclear periphery.